AUGAAACUAAUGAUUAUCAAUAAAACAUUUAGUUUUUUUCUGCUAGUUAUUAUAUCAGUCGAAGUUUACACUUUAAAACAAUCCCAAGAAGAAUUAAAUUUAGAUCAAUUAAUUGAAGUACUUAGUUAUGAUAAAAAAGAUCUACCAAUUGAAUUAACUGAAAAAACUAUUGCCAAUAAUCAACGUCAAGUUGGUAGUAGUAGAGCUAAAAUUUUAAUGCGUGGAGUUACUGAACAACAAUUAUUAGAUCUUGCUCAUUCAGCACGAGCAUUAUUUAUGAGUGAACCAGUUCUUGUGCAUAUUACUUCACCAUUGAUUAUUGUUGGUGAUUUACAUGGACAACAUACUGAUUUAUUACAAUAUUUUAAACGAUGUGGUAAACCACCAGAUCAAAAAUAUUUAUUUCUUGGCGAUUAUGUUGACCGUGGUAGACAAUCGUUGGAAACAAUUUCGCUUAUUUUGGCUUAUAAAUUAAAAUAUCCUGAUAAAUUAGCUGUUUUACGAGGAAAUCAUGAAUGUAGUCGUAUAAAUCGUAUCUACGGUUUCUAUGACGAAUGCAAACGUCGUUAUUCAACAAAAUUAUGGAAAGUUUUCACUGAUUGUUUUAAUUGUCUUCCUUUAGCCGCACUAGUUGACAAUAGUAUGUUUUGUGCACAUGGAGGAUUAUCACCAGAUUUAAAGAAAUUAGAACAGUUGAAUGAAAUACGACGCCCAACUGAAGUACCAGAUAUGGGUAUUAUUUGUGAUUUAUUAUGGUCAGAUCCUGAUGGAUCAUAUGCUGGUUGGAAAGAAAAUGAACGUGGUGUUUCCUAUACAUUCGGUGAAGAUGCUUUAAUUCGUUUCAUGAAUGAUUGUAACGUUAAGUUAGUGGUUAGAGCACAUCAAGUUGUUGAAGAUGGUUAUGAAUUUUUUGCUGAUAAAAAGGUUGUAACCGUAUUCAGUGCAGCAAAUUAUUGUGGUGAAUUUGAUAAUGCUGGUGCAGUUAUGCAAAUUAAUGAAGAUUCAGUCUGUUCAUUUGUGAUUUUAAAACCAUAUAUAACUAAAAAGAAAUCGACCUUAGAAGAAUCGGAAUCUACCGGAGACCUUGAAAAGAAAGAAGACUCCAAGGUAAAAGAGCAAGAGGAGUUGACAGAAUCAGUAACCAACAUACAGAAAUCAAAGUAA
Messenger RNA from Schistosoma curassoni, 1164 nucleotides. The record is from the annotation of a GenBank genome assembly. Lineage: Eukaryota; Metazoa; Platyhelminthes; Trematoda; Strigeidida; Schistosomatidae.